Funneliformis mosseae is the source of this 1772-nucleotide messenger RNA. The record is from the annotation of a GenBank genome assembly. NCBI's taxonomy places the organism in Eukaryota, Fungi, Glomeromycota, Glomeromycetes, Glomerales, Glomeraceae.
AUGUCCCCGAUUGCUUUUGAUACCACUAUUAUUGAACAAAAUCCUUUUGAACUUGUAGAACAUACUAAUGGCCUUACAAAAGAUCUUACGAAGCCUACUGUACAAACUUUAGAAGACAUCAUGCAAGUGGAUGAAUCACAAGAACAGCAUGAUAAUUCUAAUUUAGAACCGAAACCAGAUCAACAAACUUCCCCACCGCAGCAACAGCUAUCACCUAAGUCUGUACAAGAAGUGCAAGUCACGUCGUCUCAAGUGCAAUUACCAAAUUCUGAUAAUGUUGAAAUAUAUACUACAAAUUCUAGUGAUAUGGAAGACAUUGUCGAAUGCUCUCUUGAAGAAACUUUACUUAAUGAAAAUGAAGAUUAUGAAAUGGUAUCAAGAGCCGUAAAUGUUCUUAAAUUUCAAUUCGAACAAGCGAAAGAAGAUAUUAAAAAACUAAAAGAAAUAAAACGGAAUGCUUUAUCAGAUCCGAUAACGUAUAUCGAGAAACUACGUGAUGGAACCAAUGGAAAGAUUCCAGAACGUCAAUACAUAUUUGGUGUUCCACAAAUCGAUUGGAGUAAAUAUCAUACUAGGCCGUCACAAUAUAAGCCGCCACCAUGUCCAGCAAGAUUCAGGAAGCAGUUCCAAGGAAGCUCACCUGAUCUCGCUGAAUUUGUGCAUAAAAAAGCUCAAGAGUUGGGUUUUAAAGUUCCCCCAAAUGCGGUUUUGUCAACGCGUACUAAAAGGAAAACUAACCCAAUUUUUGAUGAUGACUGUGUUUUUACACCUCCACAGAGCGUGGGAGUCAAUACACAUAUGUCAAUGACUUCGAAUAAAAAGGGAAAAUUGGAUUGUUAUAGGACAUCAUCAUCUAUAUAUAAUACACCAAUUAAACAAAGAGGAGGAGAUAAUACAAUAAGAAAUGGGUUAAUGAGUGCAGCAUCUUUAAAUAGUCCAAUGUUUAUUACAUCUGAAGCGGAUACGAGUUGUUCAUCCACUCCAACAGUACCAUCAAAUCGAAGAAAUAAUAAAAAGAAAUCUAGUGAGCUCAAAUUAUCAGAGGAUUCGCCAAAACCAGUUAACUAUAAUAUACCUUGGACAGAUGACGAACAACGUCGACUGGUAGAAUUACUUGCAAUUUAUCCAGAUGAAGAAAUACAAUCUCAUCGGUUUAAGAAGAUUUCUGAAGCUUUAGGUACAAGAACACCGAAGCAGGUGGCUAGUAGGGUACAAAAAUAUUUCAUAAAAUUGGCAAAGCAUGGCUUACCCGUUCCUGGACGAAUUCCUAGUGUUUCAUUUACGACAGCAACAACGAAGAAUUCACAAUCUAAGAAUAAAAAAUCCGGGAGAGCAUCAAAACCGAAACCGCCAUCACUAUCCCCUGAAAAACGGCCGCGACAUCCAAGAGUGUCUGGAUUAUCAUAUUUGGAAGAACGACCACCACCGACAGUAUAUAUGCCUGAUGAUGAUGACGAAAGUAUGAUCAAGGAUGUAAUGUUGUCAGUAGAUCUUCCACAUAACAACAAUAAUAUACAACAGACAUAUAAUGUUGUUACAGGGCCAGUACACCAUGGUUUUUGCUGUGAUGGAUGUCAUACGGAUCCAAUAAUUGGGACACGAUAUCUUUGUACGGAAUGUGAUGAAAGUCAUGAGGUUGAUUUAUGCGAAGAUUGCUUUGGAGAAGAAUCUUUUGAGAAUGAAUAUCAUAAGAAAACACAUAAAUUUUUAGCAAUUACUAAUCCUAUAACCCCUCAUAUUGAUAUGGAUUAUGUAUCUGAAAGUGUUGGAGA